AUGGCCCUCGCCCUGGUUCCCCUCCUGCUCCCCGCCCCAGAUGCUCUGGGGCUGGCCCCGCCCCGGAACGUGACCCUGCUGUCCAGAAACUUCCGCAUCUUCCUGGUCUGGGUCCCAGCCCCCGGCUACCCGCCGGACGUCUCCUACGGCGUCAACUACCAGAGCUUUGAGAACCAGAAGCGGUGGUGGAAGGUGCCCCCGUGUCACCUGCGGGCCCGGCAGACGUGCGACCUGACCUGCCUGGUGAAGAACCAGCACAUCAAGUUCAAGGGUCGGGUGCGGGCCGUGACCCCCGGAGCCCGCUCUCCCUGGGCCGAGUCCCAGUACCUGGACUACAUAUUCGACGUGGAGCUGGCCCCUCCCAUCCUGGAGGUGCGGAGACUUGAAGCCGCCCUAAUCGUCAACGCCACCUUCCCCCUCCCCGCCUGUGAGAGCCUGGAGCCCCUGAAGUACGACGUGGACUUCUGGGAGGCCGGGAGGCCCAAGAAGAUGCAGUACCCGGGGAACCCCGUGGGUCAGGUGGUGGAGAUCAGCACCCCUCCAGCCAUCAGCGGGAACUACUGUCUGAGCGCCAGGACCACCUACACCAUCUUUACGCCCAAGCACAGCCUCUUCUCGGCGCCCCAGUGCCUCCAGCUGGGAACCAGGGAGGAGAAGGGGGCCUUCCUGCUGCAGGUGGGCCUGCCUCUGCUCGUGCUCCUGCUGCUCUUGUGCGCGCCCAUCUCCGGCCUCCUGCUCAGGGCCGCCUGGACCAGGCAGGCCAAGAUGCCCGGGGCUCUGGACUUCUCCGGCUCCAGACUCCCCAUCGGGCCCUCGGAGGUGAGGACGCUGGAUGUCCUCGGCAUCUUGACGGUCUGCCCCAGGAAGGGCGCCGCUGCCCAGAGGAAGCCCAGGCCCCCUGCCGGAGAACCCCCCGGUUCAGAAGAGGAGGAGGAGGAGGAAGAUGAAGACGACAGAGAUGUUUUCCGGCCCUACCUCAAGCCUCCACCCUUCCUGGAGGGGACGCCGUCAGCCUCGGCGCCUGCCCUGGGGGAGAUAGAAUCGGUAGAGGGUGGGGGGUCCCCGGCCCCUCGCUCCGGCUCGGGGUGCGGCGCGGGGGAGGCCGGGGCUGGAGGCCCCUCCGGCUCAGCCGGCUCCUCCUCGUCCCGGGGGAAGCCCCCCGCCAAUGGCUACGCCACCAGGAAAAGGCAGCGGGAGCCCAGCCGGGACGCCGAUGUCCCCCUAAUGCCCGAGGUCUCGGAGUGGGCGCCUCUCCCUGCCCGGGGGCUGGGAGGCUGCCCCUCUGCCUCCAUUUGGGAUGCCCCCAAGAUGCGGGACCUCAGGAAGGGGGGCGCCCAGGCCCCUCUCGACCCCGAGGAGCUCUUUAUCUCCUUGCAGACCUUGGUCUUUGCCACGGCGAGUGGCCCGGACAGUCUCUCGGGGGACGAGGAGACCUCGCUGGGGUCUGAGGAGGAGGAGGAGGCGGCAUUUCUGGACCCGCCGGGGCUCGGCAACGCGGCUCCGGGGAGCCCGGAGGACCGGAGCUGCCCGAGGGUCAGGCCCCCCGGCUGCGAGCCCGGCCGUUACGUGGUCAGGAGCCGAGAGCUCUGCGACGGCUGCUGACCCGCGGGCCGGACACUCACGCCGAUCCCCGGGGGCCUCGGCAGACCCAGAGGGCGGGCAGUGAGCGGCCGAUCUCCUCGGCGAUUGGCCGGCUUCGUCGGCCUCCCGUCCCUCCCCGCGACGGCCCCGCAUCUGAGCCAGGAAGGCCGAAGGCCGGAGCCCGGCCCGGGAUCGACUCCCGUCGGCUACGGGCCGGCUCUCUGUGGGAGCCAGUGCCCUUCCCCCGAGGGGGUCUGGGCUCGGGGUGGCCCCGGCUCCCGGGCCCGAGCAAGCCAGACAUCCGCCUCGUGGAUGAUAGCGGUAAUGUGGUACUUCUCACGCGCUUACUGUGUCCCCGCCGCUGCCCAGAGUACUGGGAUAGAGGCGAGAUGAUCAGAUACGGACACGGCCCCUGCCCCGUAAGGGGCGUGUAGUCCGAGUAGGGGAGGAAGACGGGUAUCGAAUGCCCAUUUUACAGAUGAAGAAAUCGAGGCACGGAGAAGCGAAGGCCCCCC
Molecule: messenger RNA, 2096 nt
Organism: Ornithorhynchus anatinus (platypus)
Lineage: Eukaryota; Metazoa; Chordata; Mammalia; Monotremata; Ornithorhynchidae
Gene: IFNLR1
Product: interferon lambda receptor 1
Exons: 8
Coding region: 1-1602 (533 amino acids)
Molecular function (GO): protein binding
Source: RefSeq, a predicted model, not a curated record